Osmia bicornis bicornis is the source of this 925-nucleotide messenger RNA. RefSeq names its product AN1-type zinc finger protein 1-like. Gene Ontology annotation, cellular component: cytoplasm. The record is from RefSeq and is a predicted model, not a curated record. The transcript is spliced from 3 exons. Bases 98 to 904 code for a protein of 268 amino acids. Gene Ontology annotation, molecular function: zinc ion binding. Lineage: Eukaryota; Metazoa; Arthropoda; Insecta; Hymenoptera; Megachilidae.
AAGAAUUAGAACAAAAAUGGAAUAAUUUGGCUUUAGGAUCUCUCAGUGAGAAUCAUUUACAUUCCCCAACACCAUCGCAUAAUUAAACAAAUUAAAAAUGGAGUUUCCAGGUAUCGGGGAAAGAUGUUCAAUAAAAGAUUGUAAACAAUUGAACUUUUUACCAUUUCAAUGCGAUCAUUGUCAUGAUGUAUUUUGCAAGGAACAUUUUCAUGUUGGUGCUCAUAGCUGUUCAAAUUUUCAUGAAAAUAUUGUACAUAAUAAAGUAAAAGUAUCAAGUUAUAUAUGUUCCAAUGAAUCUUGUAAGGAAACUUCACCCAUUGAAAUGCAGUGCGUUAAAUGUAAGCAACAUUAUUGCUUACAGCAUAGAUAUCAUGGCUGUAUAGAAUACACUAACGAGGAAAAGACAACAAAAUUAAAAAAAUGGCAAAUACCAAAGAAACAGUUUGCAGAAGCAAAAGCUGUAGUAGAUCAAGAAAUUUCAAACAGUUUGAAGAAGUCUAAAAAUGUUGCAAUGGCCAAUAAAGUACGACUUAUGCGUGUGAAAGGUUCUGCUGUUGGUCCUAAAAAUAUACCAGCAAAUGAACGUUGUUAUUUCCUUGUGUAUCCACCAACCACGGUAUCUAAUAAACAUAUAAAACCAUCAAAGGGUAUUUAUGUAAACAUAAACUGGGUAUAUGGAAAAGUUAUAGAUUCAAUAUCUGAUACAUUAAAAAUUUCUAAUAACAAUUCUACACCAGGUGUUAAUAAGUUACAGCUAUUCCAUCAUUCAACUGGUACAUUAAUUUGUAAUGAAAUGGAUAUACCUCUUAAAAAAUUGAUUGAAAACUCUGAAAUUAUUGAUGGACAAAGUGUUAUUUUAGAAUACUCAAAUGGUACGGUUCUAGAUACUUCUUUAUAUAAAUAAAUAUGUUUAUAGUAGAUAAUA